Messenger RNA from Capra hircus (goat), 2413 nucleotides. It is a transcript of the gene TAF1B, whose product is annotated as TATA-box binding protein associated factor, RNA polymerase I subunit B. The record is from RefSeq and is a predicted model, not a curated record. Gene Ontology annotation, biological process: nucleolar large rRNA transcription by RNA polymerase I; RNA polymerase I preinitiation complex assembly. The transcript is spliced from 13 exons. Gene Ontology annotation, molecular function: RNA polymerase I core promoter sequence-specific DNA binding. Gene Ontology annotation, cellular component: RNA polymerase transcription factor SL1 complex; RNA polymerase I core factor complex. Lineage: Eukaryota; Metazoa; Chordata; Mammalia; Artiodactyla; Bovidae. Bases 462 to 1613 code for a protein of 383 amino acids.
AAAUACAAGCCAUCAACCGGGGACUUAAAAGAAAACGAAAACUUGAGAAAGGCUGGGAUUGGUAUGUGUGUGAAGGUUUUCAGCACAUACUUUAUCAACAAGCAGAAGCCUUACAGAGCCUUGGAGUAGGCCCAGAGUUAAAGAAUGAAGUUUUGCAUAUUUUUUGGAAGCGCUACCUUCAGAAGAGCAAGCAGGCAUAUUGUAAAAACCCAGUUCAUACCAGCAGAAGGAAAACUACGGUAUUAGAAGAUAAUUCAAGCCAUUCAGACUGGGAGAGUGAGCCUGAGCUGCUGAGUGACGUGAACUGUCUGUCUUUUGCUGAAAGUGGAGCAGAGUCUCAGCCUGACAUCCGCACCCCAAAGCCUUUCCCCAUCAUCAAAGCAUCACACUCAGAAACGACCUCUGUCUGUUCUGGGUCUCUUGAUGGAGUGGAAUAUUCGCUGCGGAAGGAAAAGGGGAUCAUGAAGAUGAGUGUACCACGGACGCUAGCCUUCUGCUAUCUGUCAUUACUUUGGCAGAGAGAGACAAUUACUCUUUCAGAUCUUUUAAGAUUUGUUGAAGAGGAACAUAUUCCUUACAUACAUGCUUUUCAGCAUUUUCCGGAAGAGAUGAAAUUAUAUGGACGUGACAAAGGAAUCUUUGCCAUAGAGUCUUGGCCUAACUAUGAAGUUAUCUUUAAAAAAAUAAUUGAAGUUGCCACAUUCUUAGAUUUGCCACGUUUUCCAGACAUAACUGAAAACUGCUAUCUUCAUCCAAACAUCUUGUGUAUGAAAUACUUGAUGGAGGUCAAUCUCCCUGAUGAAAUGCAUAAUUUAACCUGCCUAGUGGUAAAAGCGACUGGAAUAGGAGAAGUGGAUUUUCUAAGAUUUGAUCCUAUAGCUAAAAAGGCAAAAACUGUUAAAUAUGAUGUGCAAGCUGUAGCUGUCAUUGUAGUGGCAUUGAAACUGCUCUUUUUAUUGGAUGACAAUUUAGAAUGGUCUUUGUCUAAUAUUGCCAAGAAAUAUAAUGAAAAGAACAAAGAAGAUAAACCAUGGUUUGAUUUCAGAAAAUGGUACCAAGUUAUGAAGAAAGCUAUUGAUGAGAAGAAACAAAAGUGGGAGGAAGCCAGGGCAAAGUUUCUGUGGAAAGGUGAAAAGCCAAUCUACUACUCAGCCAUUGACAGGCCGGUGGUGUAUAAAAGAAGAGAAAUGCUGGUGAGUCUACAGAAACAGUUUAGCACGCUGGUGGAUUCAGCACCAAACAUUGAAAAAAAAAAGCCUUCAAGUUUUCAAUUCAACUGGACUGAAGAGGACAGCGAGAGGCCUUGUUUCCAUGGGCAUAGCCUCCAGGGAGUCCUGCAGCAGAAAGGCCAGUCCCUGACAACCAAGAAUUCCCUCUACUGGCUGAGUACUCAGAAGUUCUGUAAAAGCCAUUGUAAGCAUGUGACAACCUACGAAGAAUCCAAUUUUUCCCUGAGUUACCAGUUUAUACUAAAUCUCUUCUCCUUCUUGCUGAGAAUAAAGACUUCCUUUCUCCAUGAAGAAGUGAGCUUAAUAGAAAAGAGACUUUUUAAAGCAAAAUAUAAUAAAACAAACAAGAAAUCUUCGAGAUCCAGGAAAACAAGAAAGUGCUGAAAGAAAUGAAGUGGAAACUUGCCGGGGAAAAAUAUAUUAAUAAUGAAAGUAAUGUCAUUGUAAUAUAAAAUUCUAGAGAAUGGUGAAAAAUAGAGUUUUAUUGCAUACAGCUACAUACAUACAAAUACCUAUAUCAAACAAAAAUGUAUGUUGGAAAACAGGUGAAAUUUAUUUGAAUUUAUUUUUAUUUUAUUUUAUUUUUUUAGGAGCUAAGAGUGCCUAGAUAGCUGUAGAAUCAUUUCCUUUGCAAAGUUCUAUUGGUUUGUAUAGGGUGAAUAAAAUUUAUAAUAAAACAGUUUUUGAAGAUACUAUUGUUGUUCAUAUAAAAAAUAAUCACCAGUUAGGUCAUUUAUAUGUUAUUUGGUACUUAAAUAUAUUUUCCAACAUUUACCCUGAAUCUUUCACAAUAAUCAUUAAUAUUUUGUGUGAAAAAGGGUUAACAUAGCAGGCCUAAAACUGCUAUCCUUGGAAAGGCCUGCUUGCAAGGCUGACACUUGGCUGGUAUCUAGGAACUCGGAUUUUGGGGGGGUUCCCACCAUUCCUUGAUAAGAAUGGAUCACGAUGCCUAAACUGUUUGUGCAAACAACAUGGUUUAUGCUGAAUGCCUGCUCUUUUUCUAAGAGUGUGAAAUUUUGUUACUUGCUGCUCCUUUGAUUUUUUUUUUAUGCUUUUUUUUUAAUUUUUAAUUUUUAAAAAUUUUUUUUUAUUUCCCCCUCCCACCUCCCUCCCCAUAACAUCUCUGUGGGUCAUCCCCAUUUAAAUUAUGAAUGUUCUUGUUAAAAUGUUAAGUAAAUGGUAAC